This is a messenger RNA of Scleropages formosus (Asian bonytongue), 1489 nucleotides long. RefSeq names its product sorting nexin 22 (gene snx22). Gene Ontology annotation, molecular function: phosphatidylinositol phosphate binding. Lineage: Eukaryota; Metazoa; Chordata; Actinopteri; Osteoglossiformes; Osteoglossidae. The transcript has 8 exons. The coding region runs from base 217 to 804 and encodes 195 amino acids. The record is from RefSeq and is a predicted model, not a curated record.
GUUUCCAGCGCGAGGAGCGGAGACCGAAGAGGAGAGGAAAGGCGGAGAGACGCGGAGUGCGGACGCACCUGUGGUGUUACUGCGCUUCAGUGUCACACGGUGCCGGGGGUGCGGAGUUACACUGAUACGCUGAGUGUCGGAGAUACAGUGGAGGACCAGAGAAACACUGUCACAGUCAGUUGUUAAUUCAGUGGAGUUACUGACAGACGGAGCACGAUGAUCGAGGUUUCCAUCCCUUCACUGGAGAGGAAGGUGGACGAGUCGGGCAAGUUACAGAAACUUUUCCGAGUGGAGAUACUGUUCAACGGCCGGAAGCACUUUGUGCUGAAGCGUCACCGAGAGUUUGUGAGCCUCCACAAGAAGCUGAAGAAGAUCCUGCAAACCCCAGACUUCCCAAACAAGCGCAGCCCACACUUCAGGCAGAAACCCCUAGAGCAGCGGAGGCAGGAGCUGGAGGAAUACGUAAAGAUCAUCCUGUAUGAGAAUGAGGAGGUUCCACAGGAAAUGCUGGAUUUUCUACAGGUCAGACACUUCCACUCCGUGAACAAGAUCUCCAGUUCAGAAUCGCUGGAUGACACCCAUCCCGAGGCCUACAGCUGUCAGCUCCUGCACCAGCGUGUUGUGGGGUUCUCCAAAGACCCGUACCUGCUGGACACCGUGUCAGACCUCUCGAACGUGAUCGUAGAGGGAGUUCUGCAGGGCCUGUACCCCGCAGAUAUGUGCGUGAGCAUCACCUCCAGCAGCAAACUUCGUGGCCUCCGCAAGGGCAGCUUGUCUCCGCUGCCAGAGACCCAGCGCACGUGAGCGGUUUGGGAAGCCGGUCUGGAGACAUCCAACCGAUGACUGGAACCAGUGGUCGCCUCUGGAUCCAUAUGGAGACCUUAUCUGUGUCACCUGGCCUGUGUUGUGUGUAAUAGAGGGGAGCCACACCUGGACCAUCAGGAUCCACCUCUGCCAGGAGGUGUGGUGCUCUUGAGAUAUUAACCUGCUGUUGCUGUGGAACUAUUUAUCAACGGUUUCUCCUCCCAAAGCCCUCAUGUAGGGACACCUGCAUCUUUAACAGCAAAAGACCAGUGUGGCAUUUGCUGUUCACACCCAACAGGACCACAGUAAGGCUGCACAGGACCUGCAUCUCUCUGCAAAGCCUCAAAUAAGCUUCAGUUUUCAUAAGAAUUUGUUUGACCCAAACAGCUACUAGCUCAGUUCACACUUGUGUCUAUACCUGCGCUGUUUGGUUUUUUGAGAUGUUACAUAAACUCUACAGCUCAUCCUCUUUGCGGAUUUCGGGGGAAAAUUGUUAAUAUAAAACUUGCAUUGAGCUUUUUAGAUAUGUUAGUGUUGAGUUCUUUUGCAUCUGUAAUGUAUUUUGAGGCCAGUCCAAGUUAACAUAAAACUCCUGUGUUUCUAUGAAAUGAACCAGAGCAAGUCAAAAAUUAUCUGUAAUGUUAAACUUGUGGUGAAAGGCAAAAUUAUUGGAGGUGCUUUUUGA